AUGGCAGCUAGUGGAAGUACAAUAGGAGAGGUUGAUGAAAUUCCUGGUCCUGUGAAGGAAACUUUUUGUCAACCAUGUUUAAAUAAGGACCAACAAACUGUAGCCGACACGUUUUGUUCAAAUUGUAAUGAAUUCCAAUGUUAUGAUUGUUCAAAUGAACAUAACGUUUACGCCAUCUUAAAAAAUCAUACAUUUAUGAGCGUGAAAGAAGCUAAUGCUACAAAUACUUUGUUGGAAAUAAAGACAUUAUGUCUGUGUAAUCAACAUCAAAAACUUUUUGAAUUCUUCUGUGAAGAUGAAAAGAAGCUUUGCUGCAGAACUUGUGCUAUUGCUUAUCAUAAAAAAUGUCACAGCGUUGUAGAAAUUGAGAAGAUUGUCGGGAACAUGACGUCAUCAGAUUCUGGCUUAGGGCAGAAAUUGGCGGAAGCUAGAGAAGAUGCUGAGGGUAUUGCAAGACAUAUUUGCUCUUCAAAAGACCAAGUUGCUCAAGAUAUUAAAGAAAUGCAAGUAAAGAUUAGGCAAAUGCGAGAGGAAGUAAUGAGAAUGUUUGACGAUUUAGAAGAUUUUGUGGUGCGGAGGGCUGAAACUUUUCAGAGGGAAACAUUAGAAAAUAUGACAAUGAAGCAAACACAAAUCGAGAAACAUUUGGCUGAUGUAACAUCGUACUUAGAGACGAUUAAAAGUUUUUUCAAAAAAGGAACUCCAUUGCAGAAAUAUAUAGCAGAACAGAAAAUGGAGAGUAAAGUCAAUGCUUUCUGCAGAAACAUCAAGGAUAAAUGUCAGAACUUAGAGAAGGUGAACAUUUCUUUUCAUUUUGACGAAACAUUAAAACUGCCACCACUACCAGUUACUGAAAAUGUUCCAGGAAAAUUACUUUUAAAAUCUUAUCGUCAGGAAGAUGUUUAUUCUAUUAACAUGACGAUGAAGUUAACACCAGUUUCUGCUAUUAUUUUGAAGAAAACAGGAGAUGACAUAGAUGAACCGUUAUAUUCAGGUAUAGAUUUCCUACCUGAUGGUAGACUGGUAGCUGUAGAUAACACAAACAAGAAAUGUUUAGUGUACAAUGAGAAGCUUGAGAAAGUAGGAACAUAUCAGCUAUCUUACAACCCAUUAUCUGUUGCUGUAGUAUCUGAGGAGGAAUUGGCGAUCUCAAGUGGUAGUAGAUACAAGAUAAAAUUUCUACAUGUUAGUGAAUGUAAUGAAAUUAGUUCAAGUAGGACAUGUAAAGUUAAAACGAAGUAUUACUCUAUAUGUUUGAAAGAUGACGGACAGUUUGUUGUAGGAACAUAUGAUGAUCCAAGACCUGUUCGAAUUGUUUCAUUGGAUGGUAAGGAGCAGGAUUUUAGUGUUAACUUUCGAAACAAGACAUAUCCUAUAGGCACUAGCGCUAGUAUUUACAUAAAAAGCAGUGACAAAGUGGUGAUCACUGAUACAGACGAUGAUGCUGUCUACAUAUAUGAUAUGAAAACAAACACGAGAGUCGUAGUGAAGGAUGAUCAGAUACAACAACCACGUGGUGUAGCAGUCGGUCCUUCUGAUACUAUCCUGGUGUGUAGUUGUGAAACAAACUCCAUUGUACAGAUAUCUCCAUCUGGUCAGAUUUUAUCAUCGUACAAGAUGAAUAUGAAAUAUCCAUAUAAAGUAUGUGUUUCGCGUGAUAAAUCAUUUCUUAUUGUUACAAAUAACUGUGCUGGAAAUAAGGAAAUGCAAAAAUUUAAAAUAUCAAUUUAA
This is a messenger RNA of Ruditapes philippinarum (Manila clam), 1731 nucleotides long. Its product is annotated as E3 ubiquitin-protein ligase TRIM71-like. The record is from RefSeq and is a predicted model, not a curated record. Gene Ontology annotation, molecular function: zinc ion binding. The transcript has a single exon. Bases 1 to 1731 code for a protein of 576 amino acids. NCBI's taxonomy places the organism in Eukaryota, Metazoa, Mollusca, Bivalvia, Venerida, Veneridae.